CACCUCAACAGGUGCAUGCUGGAUCUGUCAGGCUAACAUGCUACAUGCUACCAAGUCCCAUCGUGGAUAUACUGUAUCCUGCAGCGGUGACUUGUGCUUUCACUGAGGACUUGUUCCCUUCUGUUUGUCACAACGCUGGUUAUUCUAUCACAGAGGAUGAAUGUGGAGCAGAUUGCGGAGGACAUCACGAGGCUCAGGACCCGCAUAAUGACGUACAGACACGCCUUUCUGAUGCGGGACUGAGCUGAUACAACGAUCAAGUAGGACGUGAACAGUGGGUCUGCAGCGCUUCUGUCUGAGCCCCGGUGUCAAGUUCUGUGUGUGGCCGCCUGGAGAAGCUUGAUUUCCCGGAGCCACGCGCUGCGAUGGAGCGCUCUGCUGCAGUGAAGCACUAUAAGGCGGCCAUGUUGCUGAGUGGUGUCGGUGAUGCUCUGGGAUAUAAGAACCAGCUGUGGGAGUACAACGAGUCGGGACCAGCCAUUCAUCAGGAGCUAAAGGAGCUCGGUGGUCUGAAGAACAUCAAGGCCGAGCUCCCUGACUGGCCGGUGAGCGACGACACAGUUCUACAUCUGGCGACGGCUGAAGGACUGGCAACUGGGAAGGCGGGGGAGGAGCUCAUGCAUGAGGUGGCUGCUCGAUAUGUGCAGGGGAUGAGAGACAUGGACGGGAGGAAACCAGGACCAUCAAGCAUUCUGGGAGUGUCCCAGCUGAAGCCUGGAGAGGAAGGGGGCUUCAGAGUGCCCUAUAAUCCAGAGGGGACGGGCUGUGGAGCGGCCAUGAGGUCCAUGUGCAUUGGCCUCAGGUACCCAAAGCCUGACCAGCUGUUGUCGUUGGUGGCGGUUGCCGUGGAGACAGGCAGGAUGACCCACCCUCACCCCACUGGUUUCCUGGGAGCCGUCGCAUCGGCCCUUUUUACCGCGUACGCCGUCCAGCGCCGGCCAAUCACGACCUGGGGUCUAGGCCUGCUCAACGAGGCCUGUCCAAUAGCAAAGUGCUUUAUUCAGGGUCGAGGCUUCGCCGUGGAAGAGACGGAGCGAGACUGGGACUUCUUCUGUGACAAGUGGCAGUGGUACCUGGAUUUCAGAGGCAUCUCUUGUGGGGUGGGGCCUGUGAUUUGGCCCACCUCCUACGGCCCAGCUGAGAGAGACGAAGCCUACAAGAGCUUCAGCCUGUCAGGCUGGGCGGGGCGCAGCGGACACGAUGCUCCGAUGAUAGCGCUGGACGCCCUGCUGGGGGCGGGCUCAGACUGGGAGGAGCUGAUGAGCAGAGCCGGCUUCCACGGAGGCGACAGCGACAGCACAGCAGUGAUUGCCUGCUGCUGCUGGGGCCUCCUCUACGGCACCCAGGGGGUCCCUGAGGGCAACUACUCCAACCUCGAGUACCGGGACCGACUGGAGCGCAGCGCCGAGCAACUCUACGCCCUGUCACACUGAGAAGGCCGCCACAGCCUGCGGCACUGACUGAGUGUGUCCCAACAUCUUGCACCGAGGCGAAACUAGGACACACACUCUGACACAUUGACAUAGAGCUGGUUGACAGCAGUACAUCGAUCCAGAGAGCUGUCACUGAGCCACAAAGUGUGGUGUCAUACUUUGCCUGAAGGUGAAGAAAAGUGCCCCACUAACCCAAAGAGUCAUCUCUGCCACAACAAGGACUGUGUGCCUCAUGAGGCGGGUUUAUAAAGAGGGGGUCCCCCUAGUGACAAUUUUAAAUUAACAUGCAGUAUUGCACCACAGAGUGAAUCAAAUCCAAGCUAAUGAGCAUGUGAAGAGAAUACAAAAAAUCCCCCGGGGAGGUAAUUGCAUAAUUUCUUCAGCCUGACAUUACGGCAAAUGCUCAUCGAGCAUCUAAUUAACUGUGCUCUUGUUAUUGUCUAAUAGAAAUGUAUUUUUCUGUCAUUAUAGCCCGUUACUUCAUGCAGUGCAGAGCAAAACUGUAACAAGUACAGAUGAUGCAAUAAACUGAUCAAACAAAG
Messenger RNA from Cottoperca gobio, 1975 nucleotides. RefSeq names its product ADP-ribosylarginine hydrolase (gene adprh). The record is from RefSeq and is a predicted model, not a curated record. Bases 366 to 1433 code for a protein of 355 amino acids. NCBI's taxonomy places the organism in Eukaryota, Metazoa, Chordata, Actinopteri, Perciformes, Bovichtidae. The transcript has 9 exons.